AUGUACAAGCAGUUCUCACCGGAUAUAAUGUUUUUAAUGGAGACAAAGAACUCGGAUGCUGUCACUCUAAAGGCAGUCGAGGGUCUUAACUUUGCUUGCAGGCAUUUGGUUCCCCCCCAAGGCCAUGGUGGUGGAGGUCUAGCCUUAUUGUGGAAGCAGGAUGUUGAUAUUGAGAUUCUCGUGUCAGGCAGUAACUUUGUGGAUACUAAGGUUUUGGUUAAAGGAAAAAGCUUUUAUGCGACGUUUGUGUAUGGUGACCCGGACCAUAUUAAAAGGAGAAGGGUUUGGGAAGCAUUAAAGAUGAUAGCAGAGUCAAGGGAGGAAGCUUGGUUCCUCUAUUGUGAUUUUAAUGAUAUAGUGGAUAGUUCAGAGAAGAGUGGAGGCCCAUCGCGACCAGAAGGCUCUUUUGUGGAUUUCAGAUCCUUUCUAGCUGAGUGUGAUUUGUAUGAUCUUCGUCAUACGGGUAACUUCCUGUCUUGGAGAGGAAAUAGGCACUCUCAUUUAGUGUUUUGCCGGUUGGACAGAGCUUUGAGUAACAGUUCUUGGGCCACGAUGUUUCCUAAUGGGCGUGUUGAAUAUUUGCGGUUCGAGGGAUCAGAUCACCGUCCCAUUCUUAUCCAUUUUGCGCUCACUAGACAGAAACGACGAGGGAUGUUCAGGUAUGAUCGUAGGCUCAAAGAUAAUGAGGAGGUGAAACAACUGGUGGCUUCGACUUGGCUGACGAGGGAUAAUACUUCUGUCCAGACCCGUAUUGCAAAUUGCAGAAGGGCUCUUGUCAAAUGGAACAAAGAAAAGCAUAGAAAUAGCCAGUUAGCUAUUAAGAGGCACCAGUAUGACCUGGAAAAGGCUAUGACUAAUCCUAUACAGGAUGAGGUGUUGCUAUCAAGAAUCAAUGAAACACUCAAGGCUGCUUACAAAGAUGAGGAGAGUUUCUGGAAGCAACGGAGUAGGCAAUUAUGGCUUAGCCUAGGGGAUCAAAACACAUGUUAUUUUCACGCAGCAACAAGAGGGAGGAAAGCUAUCAAUAACCUGGAGGAGGAUCCAGAUCUGGAGAACACAAUUGAGGAAGCAUUAUCCCCCCGUAUUUCGGAGGAGGUUAACCAACGUCUAAUUGCGGUUCCUUCUACAAAGGAGAUAAGAGAUGCGGUUUUUGACAUCCACCCGGGUAAGGCUCCGGGACCCGACGGGUUCUCCGCCUGUUUCUUUCAUUCGAACUGGGAGGCAGUGGGACCAGCCAUAGUUGCAGAAAUCCAGGAAUUCUUUGUCUCUGGAGUCAUGCCUUAUAAUCUGAAUGAAACAUACAUCAGACUUAUCCCCAAAGGUCAAGGCGCAAAAAAGGUAGCAGAUUUUAGGCCUAUAGCUCUCUGUAAUGUUUACUAUAAGGCCAUUUCCAAGUUACUCGCUCGAAGAUUGCAACCAGUGUUGGCUAGUCUAGUGUCUGAGAAUCAAUCGGCGUUCAUUCCUGGUAGAGCAAUCUCGGACAACGUGCUGAUUACGCACGAGAUGCUGCAUUUUUUGAAGACUUCAGGGGCUGAGGUUCAUUGUGCCAUGGCGGUUAAGUCAGAUAUGAGCAAAGCCUACGACAGGGUGGAAUGGUGCUUCGUACAGAAGGUUCUCAAGAGGCUUGGUUUUCAUCCUCUAUGGAUAAAGUGGGUCAUGCAGUGUAUUACCACUGUUUCUUAUUCCUUCCUUGUGAAUGAUACGCCUAGAGGAAAAGUUAAACCUUUGAGAGGAAUUCGACAAGGCGACCCGUUAUCACCCUACAUAUUCAUUCUGUGUAGUGAAGUUUUGUCAGGGUUAUGCAAUAAAGCUCAAAGAACUGGUCAGUUCCCAGGAUUUCGAGUAGCAAGAGGCAGUCCAAAGAUAAACCACUUGCUGUUUGCCGACGACACAAUGUUUUUCACCAAAAGCAGUGAGAAGGCCUGUUUAGCUCUGAUGAAGAUCUUGGGAAAUGAAGUUUUGUCAGGGUUAUGCAAUAAAGCUCAAAGAACUGGUCAGUUCCCAGGAUUUCGAGUAGCAAGAGGCAGUCCAAAGAUAAACCACUUGCUGUUUGCCGACGACACAAUGUUUUUCACCAAAAGCAGUGAGAAGGCCUGUUUAGCUCUGAUGAAGAUCUUGGGAAAGUAUGGAAGAGCCUCGGGUCAACAGAUAAAUGCAGCCAAGUCAUCUAUCUCUUUUUCCAAGAAAACUAGUGCUGAAAGAAGGGCUCGGGUGAAACAAAUCCUGGGAAUCUCUAAGGAGGGCGGUGUGGGGAAGUACUUAGGCCUUCCUGAACACUUUGGUAGAACAAAAAAGGAUCUAUUCUCGGCUAUUGUUGACAGAAUAAGACAAAGAGCCUUUUCGUUGUCCAAUAAGUUUCUGUCAUCUGCGGGCAAAUUGACUUUGCUUAAAAGCGUGUUGGCCGCUAUGCCCUCUUACGCAAUGUCGUGUUUCCAACUUCCAAAGUCCCUUUGCAAGCGUAUUCAGUCCGUCUUAACUCGAUUUUGGUGGGAUACUAAGGCAGAAAAGAAAGGAAUGUGCUGGAUUGCAUGGGAUAAGCUCACUCAUUCCAAACAGGAUGGAGGGUUAGGUUUGCGUGACUUGCAGGAUUUUAAUGCAGCUCUGUUGGGGAAAAUAGGGUGGAGAAUCCUGAACAAUCUGGAUUGUCUUCUUGCACGAGUUCUCCUUGGUAAGUACUGCACCACGACCUCGUUUCUAGAUAGCAAGUGCCCAAGCUCGGCUUCCCACGGAUGGCGUAGUAUCCUAGUAGGAAGAGAUUUGAUUAAGAAAAAGCUUGGCUGGGUGGUUGGAGAUGGUCAAGAUAUCAGGAUUUGGCAGGAUCCUUGGCUCUCAACUUCAAUGUUGACUCAACCAAUGGGCCCUGCUCCUAUGGGAUCUAAAGACUGGCGGGUUAAAGAUCUCUUUUUGACUAACUCCUUUGACUGGGAUGAAAGUCGGGUGCGGGAGGUGUUACCUGACUCUGCGCAUCUCAUCCUACCCAUCAAACCAAGUAGGUUAGGGGCUAGAGAUAGACAAGUGUGGGUUGGUAACCCUUCAGGAGAGUAUUCUACCAAAUCUGGUUAUUUUGUGGCCAGAAGCGAGUCAUGUUCUAUCCCGAUGGAUCCUCUCCUGAGCUCUGUUAAUUACAAAGCUGAAGUGUGGUCACUGCAUAUCUCUCCCAAGGUGAAAAUGUUUUUAUGGAAAGCUAUUCAUGGUGCUUUAGCUACUGGCGCUCAACUUCACUCCAGAGGCAUCCCGGCUGAGGAAAAGUGCAGCAUCUGCGGAAGGCCGGAGUCGGUGGUUCACCUGCUCUUUCAUUGCCCUUUUGCAGUGGAAGUGUGGAGAAAAGCCCCUUUUCAACCAUUCGAGAUCUGCCAGGUGAUUACCACUGUCAAGGACGGAUUGGUAUUGGUUAAUAACUUAAAAUUUAUUCCUCCUAUAGGUCUUACUUCAGGCCUACUAGCUCCCUGGAUUUGCUGGAGUUUAUGGAAAUCUCGAAACCAAAGGGUUUUCAACUCAUCUUCGAUUAGUGGGGAGGACACAUUGCUGCGAGCUAUCUUGGAUGCUAAAGAGUGGACAACAGAUGGGGCAUGGAGGCAGUCCACAAAGGAAGCAGGGAUUGGCUGGACUAUAACAAACCAUGUAGGGAUUACUUCUCACCACUCUGCGGUUUGUGAACACGUUUCAUCACCUCUUAUGGUGGAAGCUUUGGCCUGUAGAGCUGAUGUGCUGGAAGCAAUCAGGUUAGGAGGCGCUCACCUCUUGGUGGAAUCUGAUUGUCAACAACUGGUGGGGGCUAUCAAUGCCCGAUCAGUUUUGCUUGAAGUUCACGGAGUCCUUUCGAAUAUUCUUAUUGCUUCUUCAAGUCUAUCUUCCUUUGUAUGUCGUUUUAUUCCCAGAACUGCUAACUCUGUGGCAGAUUCUCUUGCGAAACAAUCUUUGUUGUUGGCGAACUCUUAUGCCGGUUAA
Messenger RNA from Camelina sativa (false flax), 3948 nucleotides. The record is from RefSeq and is a predicted model, not a curated record. Lineage: Eukaryota; Viridiplantae; Streptophyta; Magnoliopsida; Brassicales; Brassicaceae.